Cadophora gregata is the source of this 777-nucleotide messenger RNA. RefSeq lists its product as uncharacterized. Gene Ontology annotation, molecular function: acyltransferase activity, transferring groups other than amino-acyl groups. The record is from RefSeq and is a predicted model, not a curated record. The transcript is spliced from 5 exons. Bases 1 to 777 code for a protein of 258 amino acids. NCBI's taxonomy places the organism in Eukaryota, Fungi, Ascomycota, Leotiomycetes, Helotiales, Ploettnerulaceae.
AUGGUUCUCAAGACAGUCCCAGCAAGUGCCCAUGAUGCAGAGGAGAUAGGAGCACUCAUGCUCUCCGUCUCCACCAGUCAGCGCCUUACGGUGGAGUUUGCAAAUUGCAAGAAACAGGAUCGCCAGGCAUGGACCGUGAACAGUAUUAGAUCUGAGUUGGCUGCUUGCGAAGCAUGUGGAGAAGACGCAACCGCGCUGAAAGUGGUCGAGACUCCGCCUGGAAAGAAGGAGGUUAUUGUUGGGUUUGCGAUCUGGGUGUGGUCCGAAAAGGCAUACACCAGCAUCGACUGCUCUCGGGCAGCCAAUCCACUGCCAGAAGGCAUCAAGCUUACCCUCCGUCAGACUUUUCGCUCAAAGAUGACGAAGAUGGAGAGAGAUCAUCGGCCAAAAGGACCUUGUUUCGUGCUUGAACAACUUGCUACUGCACCAUCCCAUCAACGACGUGGAAUUGGUGCAGGCUUGGUGCGGCAUGGUCUGGAGAAGGCGGACCAGCAGUGCAUGACCUGCUAUCUAAGUGGUGCCCCAUUAGGCGUCCCUCUAUACAGAAAAUUAGGAUUUGAAGAGGUGGGAAAAUUGGAAAUUCCUCUCAGCGAAUUUGGUGGAAGCGGAACGCACGUCCAUGGUAAGUCAGAUGGCUGGUCAACGACAGAUCUAGGACUGCGCUCUGAUGCCGUCACAGUCGCUAUGAUUAGGAAGCCCAAAAUGAAAACGCCAAAACUCCUUGACGCCAGGGUCCAAAUGGCUGUACACGCAGCACAUGCAGACGAUGCAGAGUGA